AUGGAGUCUCUCUUCCACGCCCAGGCUAAGCUGCGACAGGAGCUUGGCUUGAAGAAGGUCAUCGCCAUCUCUAACAAGAACUACAAGCGCCAUGGCACCAAGUCGUACGUCUACCUGCUGAACCGGUUCGGCUUCCAGCCCACCAAGCCUGGUCCCUAUUACCACAAGACAUUCAUCCAAGACGAUGUGAAUGGCAACUCGUACUCCGGUCGCCCUCGGAAGUACACGGAGCUGGUCAAGAAGACUGGCGGAGACCAGACAGGAGAAGUGACUGCGCAAGACCAGCAGAAUGAUUCCGAGUACCUCUGCGAAGUCGACAUCGGCACUCCUGCACAGAAGCUCCUGCUGGACUUUGACACUGGCUCUUCGGACCUUUGGGUCCGCUCCACUGAGCAGUCUUCUUGGCUUUCUUCGUCCAAGGGCCACAACACGUUCAAUGCCGCCAAGUCUUCCACUUUCAAGAAAGCUAAGGGCAAGGCCUGGAAGAUCACUUAUGGCGACGGAAGCUCAGCUUCUGGUGAUGUCGGAACAGACGUUAUUUCGAUUGGCGGUCUCUCGAUCAAGAACCAGGCCGUAGAGCUCGCCAAGACCAUGUCCAAGCAGUUUAGCGACGGCACGGGAGACGGACUCCUCGGCCUUGCCUUCCCAUCAAUCAACACGGUCACCACGAACGGCAAAUCCGACCCCCAGCCGACCCCCGUUACCAACAUGAUCACCCAGUCCGACAUCCCCAAGGAAGCCGAGUUGUUCACUUCCGCUUUCUACAGCUCCCGCGACGCACAGGAGAAGUCUUUCUACACAUUUGGCUGGAUUGAUGAGGAUCUCGUGAAGGCAUCGGGCGAGGACAUUGCCUGGACUGACAUUGACAACUCAGAGGGCUUCUGGAUGUUCCCCAGCGAGAGCGCCACCAUCAACGGCCAAAAGAUCGAGCAGUCGAGCAACAAGGCAAUCGCUGACACUGGCACGACGCUUGCCCUCGUCUCGGACAAGAUCUGCGAAGCCCUCUAUAAGCAAAUCGAGGGCGCCUCGUACAGUGAGGAAUACCAGGGCUACAUCAUCCCCAACACCGUCACGGUUGAUAAUCUUCCUGACUUCAGUGUGGCCAUUGGAGGCAAGGAGUUUGUCAUUCAGAAGCAGGAUCUUGUCUUCGCCCAGGCCGAUGACAAGAACUGGUACGGUGGCGUCCAGUCACGGGGUGAGAACCCGUUUGAUAUUUUGGGCGAUACACUGCUCAAGUCUGUUUAUGCGAUCUGGGAUCAGGGUCGCACCCGCUUCGGUGCGGUUCCAAAGAUUGAGGAGACCCAAGUCAUCGCUCCCUCGCCGGAUGACUCUGGCAAGUAG
Lasiosphaeria miniovina is the source of this 1341-nucleotide messenger RNA. RefSeq names its product eukaryotic aspartyl protease. Lineage: Eukaryota; Fungi; Ascomycota; Sordariomycetes; Sordariales; Lasiosphaeriaceae. The record is from RefSeq and is a predicted model, not a curated record. Gene Ontology annotation, molecular function: aspartic-type endopeptidase activity. The transcript is spliced from 3 exons. Bases 1 to 1341 code for a protein of 446 amino acids. Gene Ontology annotation, biological process: proteolysis.